AUGGCUGGAAAUGUAUUCGGAUCACUGGUUUCGCUGGCGAAACGCAUCAAUGUACCAAUCACGGCCUCAACCACCUCACCGGAUCAAGCAGAGAUGCAGAGGGAUCCAUGGUCUCAAUCCGGGAAAUAUGGAUUGGGCUGGGUUUAUUUCAGUGUUGUCAUUGUCGUCUUGACAUCUCUGGUUCGAGUGGAUAACAAUGUCACAUCACCUUACGGAAAUACAAUGAGCGCGUCAGACCAGGAGCUUACGAGUGCUGCCACCGACAGCUCGACCAGAAAGUUCUUUCCAAAGACUGGACCGCUUCCUUCGUCAUCCCGACAACAUGAAUCAUCUUUACUCGCUCCGGCCAGUUUUGUCGUAGCUGCUUUCCGCUGGAUCUUCUACAGGCCAAUUCCGACACUGUCUAUCGGCAAGAUACGCAUUGUAUUCCCCGCUCUCUCAGUGGUCGCCCUCAUUGCAACAGGCUUAGUGUUCGUCACGUUGUACUGUUUCGUUCCGCAGCCAUUGUAUUAUACGAGUAUCGCACUGGGUUCACCACCGUUGGCUAUCCGCGCUGGGAUGAUAGCGGUUGCAAUGGUACCCUGGAUCACCGCGCUUGGUACAAAACCCAAUAUUCUGGCCAUAGUGACCGGUAUCAGCCAUGAGCGUCUUAAUGUCAUUCACCGAUGGCUUGGGUAUCUGUGCCUUUUCAUGUCACUCGUUCACAUGAUACCUUUCUACAUCACCCCAGUAUGGGAAGAUGCUGGGGCUUAUACGCUUUUCUCCCAGAACCUCGUCCCACCUGGCGCCCACAUGUACAUCUACGGGAGUGGAAUCGCUGCGUUCGUCCCACUGGCCGUUCUCUGCGUCCAUUCGUUCUCAGUCAUACGUUCAAAGGCCUAUGAACUCUUUGCGUACUUGCACGGCCCGAUCGCUGUUGUUUUCCUGGGCAUGCUCAUUUGGCAUACGAAGAACUUCCUUCUGUCUUGGAACUAUAUCUGGGCUACGAUUGCGGUGUGGUUCUUUUCGUACUGUGUCAGAGGUAUCUACCUGAACUGGUUUAGUCCUUUACGAUUCGGAUGGUUGAUUGGAGAAGAAUGUUCGGUCACGAUUCUUCCUGGGGAUGCCGUGAAAGUGACUAUUCCCACAGAGAUGCGAUGGAGACCUGGGCAGUUUGUCUACCUACGAAUGCCAGGAAUUUCUCCUUUAGAAAACCACCCUUUCACCAUUGCUUCCCUAUGUAGUGAUGAUUUCCCAUCGAAUUAUGGACCCGAAUUCCGUGACAUGGUUCUUGUGUUUCAACCCUUUGGCGGCUUUACGAAGAAAGUCAUGAAAACUGCCAGGCGCAAGGGACCUUACAAAAUUUACCGAGCAAUGUUGGAUGGCCCUUAUGGAGGCAUGCAACGUGAACUGGCUGCAUUUGACGACGUUGUGUUUUUCGCGGGAGGCAGUGGUAUCACCGCGAUUGCCAGCCAAUUGCUCAACUUAAUCAAGAAGAUGAGAGAUGGCCAUGCUGUAACGAAAACCGUCCGAGUAGUUUGGGCAUUACGGCGUCCGGAGACAAUGGAGUGGUUCAAAGAAGAGCUAAGAAUUUGCAGAGAAUAUGCUCCACCCAGCUCCGUUUUCUGCAAUUUCUAUCUUACGGGCACAGACAAAGACAAAGCCUACGCUACGGAGACAGUGAAUGAAAUUCUACAUGGAGUGUCCAACAAACGGAACUCAGCCUGGAUUCGUGAGGCAGCUGGAGGUGACCUACAACAGGAAAAAGAGCUCCGUCGGGAAAAUGAAGAUGACAUUGCACCUCUUCCUGGAGUACACCUUGCGGGAGGCGUUGGUUCUAGUAGCUAUCCUCCCCCAACAGCAUAUACUCACUAUGAUCCCUACGCGCCGUAUGCAUAUGUGAAUCCCGCACAAGCUGGUCCAUAUGGAGCUCCACAGGCCCAGUGUCAGGGGUUCAAUUUCGGAUUUCAACAGAAUCAAUCGCCACAACAAUACAACUAUGAUCAUUACCAGCAGCAGAGUCAGAUGAUGCAGCAGUCACAGCAACCCCCACAACGACAGCAGCCACCUCCGAUAUCAACAACCACCUCCGGCACUCGAAACACACUGACUCGGUUUGCUUUCCUUCCGCGACAGAAACAAGAUAGUUGGCGUACCGAGUAUGGCCGCCCUAACCUUUCGAAAAUGCUACAAGAACAGUCCAAGAGCUGGGGUCGUCGUACCUGUGUGUUUGUUUGUGGGCCACCGAGUAUGCGAGUCGAAGUUGCUACUGCGGUGGCACGAUUACAACAUCUCGUUAUGACGGAUCCAUCAAAGGACGAGAUAUUCCUACACGCGGAAAAUUACGCUAUAUGAUCGCUCGCAGUUAUUUUCUUCAUUUGGCUUUCGGCCUCACGGUCCUGUUAAUAGUCCAUACGUGGGUAUGGUUGAUCAAUUUUGAACAGUAUAUAUUGAUGCAUUCAUGGCUGGUGUACCAUAUCUCCUCAGUCCUUGUGCGCCUCUUCGUCACAUACAGACUUUUUCCUUUGCUUUCUUGUAUUUAGUUAUCGGAUACCCGCUGGACAUUGCCCGGAAUUGUACAUCUAAUCCAAUUUAUUGAUAUUUACCUCUCUCCCGAGAAAGCAACUCAGAAAUAUCUUUUG
Talaromyces stipitatus ATCC 10500 is the source of this 2621-nucleotide messenger RNA. RefSeq names its product metalloreductase transmembrane component, putative. Gene Ontology annotation, molecular function: ferric-chelate reductase activity. Gene Ontology annotation, cellular component: plasma membrane. Gene Ontology annotation, biological process: intracellular iron ion homeostasis; iron ion transport; copper ion import. The transcript has 2 exons. Bases 1 to 2334 code for a protein of 777 amino acids. The record is from RefSeq and is a predicted model, not a curated record. NCBI's taxonomy places the organism in Eukaryota, Fungi, Ascomycota, Eurotiomycetes, Eurotiales, Trichocomaceae.